AUGAUACAAACUAAAAGUUCAUGGACUCCAUUAGUGAAUAAAGAUGCAAAUAAAACACUUUUUGAGGAACGAAAAAACCUUAUUUUAGCUUGGUUUGCCAAAUGGUCAGAAAGUCAACGAAAGGAGUUAAUGACAAAACUUUUAGAGUUAUGUACGCAAAAGCAACUUGAAUCACUUUUUCACAACAUAGAGGAUAAAAUUCCUUUAUAUCAAUUAGAUUUUACCAGAAUACUACCAAGAGUUCUAUGCAUUUAUUUGUUUUCUUUUCUGGAUCCCAGAAGUCUCUGUCGCUGUGCACAGGUAUCAUGGUAUUGGAGAUAUCUAACUGAAUCAAAUGAAUUAUGGGCAUCAAAGUGUUUAAGAUAUGGAUGGGAUUUAAUUGCUUCACAUAGUCAAUGGGAACCUGGAAUUUGGAAGAAGCAUUAUAUUCAAAAUAUACGUUAUCUUCAGUUUCAUAAUUCAGAGAAGUCCGUCAAUAAAGAAAAUGGAGAUCCAAGACAAAGAUUUUCUGAAAAAUUAUUCAAUAAACGAUCUCAUACAUUAAAUUUUAUAAAUAAUUAUCAUCAUCAUCAUCAAGAUGAUUAUGAUAAGAACAAUAUUGAUACUACUACUAAUAAUACUACUAACAAUAAUAAUGAUAGUAAUAAUCAAUAUUUAAUCAAUAAUAAUAAUCAAUUAAUCAAUAAAAUCAUUCAAUUGACUAAUAAUGAUACAUAUAAAUCAAUACCAUGGCGUGCACCAAGUCGUAAACCAUCGGAUACACAUCGUUUUAAUUAUUUUGAUAAUAAUGAAACAAUGAAAUUAAAACCUUCUAAAAAUGAUAUGAAAUAUAGGCUGAGUAAUAGUGCUGGGUCAAUACGAAAGAAGAAUUCUCUAUCUUCAUCAUUAUCAUCAUCAUCAUCCCAAACUGAUGAUAUUCACAAUAAUGAUGUCAAUGGUAUCAAUAUACAUGAUCUAUUUAAGCAUAAAACAAUACAUAAAUCAACAUAUCCUAAUUUAUCAGCGUUCACAAAUCAUCAUCAUUCGAUCACAAUACCUUGGAAACCUACAUCCAUUUAUCCUUCUAGAUCAUAUCCAGAUCAUAAUACAGAUAAAAUACAACAACUACAAUACACCAUGAUUAAAAAAGAUUCUAAUCCUGAUUCUCAUUUAAAAAAUAAUUCAAAAUUCAAUAAAAUUGAAAAUAAUAAAUCGUCAAUUCAUAAACUACAAUUGAAUGGAUCCAAUAAACAACUGGAUUAUGAAAUUAAUAUGAUCAAUUGAUCAGAUGUAUGUGUUUUCUUUUCUUUUCUGGUUACUUAGUUUGUUUUAAAAGUGUUGGGGUGAUCUUGAAAAUUUCUGGCAAUAGAUAUGACAAGCUCAGGAAACAUUAAGAAGCAUUUUAUUCAAUCAGCGUUUGAUUAGAAAUUUUGCUGGAAACAUGACGAGUGAGAAUAGUUACUUGUAAAGUUUCUAAUUGGCUGAUUAAUACACUGCUACUAUGUUUAGUAUCACUCUAGAAUUUUCAGGAAAACCCAAGAACUAUAAAAACUCUAUAUUUUCUGUACAUAAAUGAACCUUUGGAGUAAAGUGUUUCUCGUAUAUUUUGUGCCUUUUCUCUGGCGUUAAAGUCUGUGUAGUUCUAGCUUGAAGGUUAAGAGACUAGUUUAGUAUCCGAAUAUAGCGUCCAACUAGCAAGACUUAUCAGUACUUACUUCCUGCAGGAUCAUGUUGGGACAAUGUCCAAGUAUGCUUAGGAUUCUUUUCGGAUGUCACUAUGCUCGGAUGAACGCAGGCUACAGACAAAUACUAGGCAUUUGAACUGGUCUUCAGUCAUGGAAGACAAAUUGAUCCUCUCACAUUCUCCGUUCACAAUUCCUGCAUGUUUUACUCAAUCAUCUCAUGGUUCUUUCGUUAUCUUCAAGCACUGGUAAUAGAUAUUAAAUAGAGAUGACUGUUCUCCAAAGAUUUGAGACAGGGUUUUAAUUGUUUCAUCAAAACUAAAGUCUCGUGGGUUCUUCGGAAGAAUGAAGUUACCAUAACGUUAAUGUUCUGUCGUCCCAAGUUUUUUUAGAAGUACUCUGACUCCAGUCUGCAGAGAUCAAUACAGAACAAAUCUUCAUACUUCUUAAACCAAGAGUCAAAAGUAAUACCUGUUACACCAUCAAAAUUAAAUUCAUGGAUUGCAUUAAUGGGAUACUUGUAAUUCACCAUAAGUAGAGUUUUGUUGGGACAGGCACAUUUUCUGCAUCAGGGCUUCCAUAAUUCUGAUUUACGACUAUUCAAACCGCUUUUCUUGACGCUCCAUAUAAGCUCCUAGUUGCUCCGUAGAAAUAUUCAUUGUAGUUUCCCAUGUUGCCACUGAUAAGUCUUACUAAUUGAACGCUGUAUUCGGAUCCUAAGCUUAUCUCGUAAGCCUCACACGGGGAUACAAGACUUAUCAAAAAGUAGAGCAAGAUAUUUGGAAUUAGUUGGUAAAAAAAUAAAACAAAAUGGCUUGAUAUAAGUUUCGUUCUUUUUUGAAGGGAUCAACUAAGAAAAAAAUAGCAAGUCGAAUUAUUCUUGGAUCCAGUUAAAACUAUUUUUCCUAAGCUAUUUAAUUUGAUAACAGACAUACCCUCUAGUUUAAAGAUACAUUUUACUAAUGAGUUCUAAAGGUGUGAAACCCACAUCAUGUAAAGCUUCUUGUCGAUUGGUUCAAAAUAUCUGGGAUAUAAGCAAACUCCAUUACAACUAUGUAUUACUUAGCUUUGCAGUAUAGUUUACUCUGCAUUAACUUAGUGAAUAUUCAGAAGUUUGGUAUCGUAGUGGCUGAUAUCUAUUCAUCAAAUUGCCCAUCUUAACAGUGAGAAAAUUUUGGACACAAAACUUUGUAUUCAAACAGCGAGAAGCAUGUUACGCUUGUAUGAUUUUGAAAUAAUCAAGAAUAAUUGUAACAUUGGAUAAGGGUUCCAAUGGUACUUUUUCUCAUCUGAGCUGGAUGAUUUAGUCGUGAUGGCUUUUGCUGUCUCUUUUGAUGGCAUCAUCAACAACAAAUUCAAUAAGAAGUGAAUUAUUAGAACUUCUCCACAACCGACUAACUGCUUGAUCUGUUGACCUAGAAUUAGGUUAAUUGUUGUUUGUAUGCGUGCUUUGAUUUAUUUCACCAAAGAUCUAUACACAUCUAUGGACAAUAACUAACCGAAUUCUAGGUCAACAGAUCAAACAGUUAGUCGGUUGUGGAGAAGUUCUAAUAAUUCAAUUCCUAUUGAAUUUGUUGCAGAUGAUGCUAUCAAGAAAGAUCAUGAAAGCCACCACGAUUACAUGGUCCAGCUUAGUGAAUAAAUACUAUUAAAAUCUUGUAUCUGCACUUCGUUCCUAUCGAUGUACAUUAAAAUACUACAUAUUUAUUCUCAGUUAAACUGUAAAUUACAAUAAACUUUUGACCCCAAUUUACUUAGCUGCGUCACAUUCAGAAUGCAGCGGUCAUCUUAAGUACCCUCGUAAAGUAUGGUGACACGUUAACUGUAUCACAUUUUCAUAGCAUAUAUUUGAGUAGUUUGAAUGGGUUCCUUUGUAUUUUAUUUUAUUUAUUUAAACACAUAAAUA
Messenger RNA from Schistosoma rodhaini, 3567 nucleotides. NCBI's taxonomy places the organism in Eukaryota, Metazoa, Platyhelminthes, Trematoda, Strigeidida, Schistosomatidae. The record is from the annotation of a GenBank genome assembly.